Messenger RNA from Diceros bicornis minor, 4803 nucleotides. RefSeq names its product glycoprotein V platelet (gene GP5). Bases 2473 to 4389 code for a protein of 638 amino acids. The record is from RefSeq and is a predicted model, not a curated record. Lineage: Eukaryota; Metazoa; Chordata; Mammalia; Perissodactyla; Rhinocerotidae. Gene Ontology annotation, molecular function: protein binding. Gene Ontology annotation, cellular component: extracellular matrix. The transcript has a single exon.
GAAUUUAUGUCAGCAUUUGCAGCUCGACUUGGUUCUUUUUAAAGCCAUGCGAGGCAUCCCAUUGCAUGGGUACCAUAAUUUAAACGAUUACUUCCCUGCUGAUGGUCAUUUAGGUUUUCAUUUUUUUUUUCCUAUUACAAGCAAUCGUGCAAUAAGUGUUUUUGUGCACGUCUUAAUGACCAUAUCCAUAGAGUAUAUUUUUAGCAGUGGAACUGCUGGACAAAGGAUAUGUAUAUUUUAAAUUUGGUUGAUAUUACUAAAUUUUCCUCCAAAAAGUUGCCCCAAUUUAUAUUCCCACCAGUGUAGUAUGAGAAGGUCCAUUUCUUCACACUUCAUAAAACACUGGAUAUUUUCAGGCUUUAAACAUUAAAAGGUUAUUUCAGUGUGGUGUUGGUGUAGGGAUUAUCAAAUAGCCCAGAAAAAGACCCACACAUUCAUGAGAUGUUGGCUCACGACAGUGCUGACACUGUAGCUCUGAGGGAAGAAGGGACUGAUAUAUAUAAAUGGGGCUAGGACAGCUGGUUAUCCUCAUGGAAAAAAAUAAAAUUGGACUCACAUCAUACACAAAAGUCAGUUCAAAGACCUUUCUAAAUGCAAAGGGCAAAACUAAAACUUGAGGCAUGAUAAGGGAAUAUUUUUCUGAGUUGGCAGGAGAGGAUUUAUUUUAAUAGACACAAAAAACAGAUUGAUAAUUUUGCCUAUAUUAAAAUGUCUGUCCAUCAAAAGACAUAAGGAAGGUGAAAAGGCAAACCACGAACUAGUUGAAGAUUUUUUGUAACACCUUUAACUGGCGAAGGAUUAGUAUCCAGAUUAUAUAAAGAAUGCUGACAAUGCAGUUUUUUAAAAGACAUAAGCAUUUUGCAUGUAGAUAAAUAAGCAAAAGAAAAGAACCUAAUUUCUCAGAUGAAGUACAAGUGGCUCUUAAAAAUAUGGAAAGAUGCUCAAGUUCAUAAUUAAAUGGGAAAAUGAAAAAUUAAAACCAUACUGAGACAAUUGUUUCAUACGAAUGGCAAAAGUUCAAUUUAAAAAAUCAAUUCCAAUGUGGGCAGAGCUGUGUGUCACAGGAACUGUCAUACACGGUAGGUGGCAUCAUAUAUUAGUACAGCUAUUUUGGACAGCAGUUUGACAUUCGUAAGUUAAUUUAAACAUGUAACACCCUUCAACCCAGUAAUGCCAUUGUUGAACAUAUUCGAGAAUGUUUUUAGCCUUGUUAUUCCUAAAAAGAAAAAAGAAUGAGUGGAGCCUUUGAGAAUGUUCUUAGCCUUGGUAUUCAUGGGGUGGGGUGGAUACUGGAGUAGAGAACUGGGGCAUUGUGGCAUGAAAAGGAAGACCCAAAGGAAGUGUGGCCCAUCUGGGGGCGGGGCUGCUGCCCUGAGCCAACUGUGUCAUUCAACUUUUCCAGCAUCACAGAGUGGUAUUGUGCUAUUUAUGGAGAAGCUUCUCUCCCUCCUGCUCUUACCAGUUUGACAGUAGGACUUAAGUUAUAUAUGAUCUCUUUUUCAGUGAAGAUAUUUGUCAUUAAAAGCCAGAAUAUGCCCUCUGAGAUAAGGUCCUUUCCAUGACUUUUUUUCUGAUAAAGUCUUUAUCCUCAGGAUGCAAAGAUACCUCCCUCUUCCUUUGGAAAGUGCCGAAUCAUAGGCAAAGCUCUAAGCCUUUCAGUUGCUUUGGGGCACAGCACCAUUUCAGGUAAGGCCAAAUAUUUUAAAAGUUAAUAUUGGCAACUGGAGGGCUCGGUUAGUCUGUGUGUACAUACGAAAUAAAAUGUAGUACAAGAAACGGUUUGGGAAACACUGUUUUAGCAGAUUAGCAAUACUAUGUAUUUCAGUAGUAUUAAUUUUUAAUUAAGCAUCUUCGAAAUGAUAGCUCCUUAUUUAUGGCUCAAUCAGAAAUACUACUCUCCAAUUCUAGCUCUGUGACCUUGGCUAAGUUACUUAACCUUUCUGUGCCUUAGUUUCUUCCUCUUUUAACUCGGGAUAAUAAUAGUACCUACUUCACAGGGUUAUUGUAAGGAUUAAAUGAAUUAAUUUAAAUAAAGCCCUGAGAACAAUGCACGGCAUGAAGUGAUCGGUAUGUAUGACCUGCUUUUCUCAGCGUGCCUCACAGGGUGUUUCCUAUUUUGGGGUGUUCAUUGUUUGGUAGAGUAAGUCAGUACUGUGGCUAUAGCAUGAUGGUGAUCAAAGGGAUCAGGUGGUGGUUGCUGUUUUAACAGACUUUGCUGUUCCUUUCAUGGUUGUUGGUUAGAGCCACUCCUGGGUAAGUUAUAACAUCAAGAGCAGGGCUGUUUUCACAGGGGCACUGCUCUGUGAUGUCUGCAGCUUGAAUGUGAGAAUAAUUAUUCUAAUUAGCUCCCUCUAUGUAAAGAUUUUAAAGUAUUGAGUGUUCUCUAGCUUGAAAACGCUUUAUUUCAAUGCUUUAAACUGAAGGUAGAAAAUAAGUAAAAUAAAAGAAUUGAGACCUCGUAGUGUAGAAGGAAUGUCUUUUCACCACCCAGGAAAAUGUGCACUCCUAAGAAGAGGGGGACUCAGUGGUAUCUGGAUAACAUUCAAAGUCAGCGAUAAUCCUGGCGAAAGAGACAUGCCUCUGCAGGGUUGCGAGAUCGAAUAUGAGCGUUUGCCCUUGUGUGUUGCCCACAGACCUCCCGCUGUUGCCUUUUCGGACAUGCUGCGCAGCGCCCUGCUGUGCGCCGUGCUCGGGCUCCUGCGCACCCAGGCGUUCCCCUGCCCGCGAGCCUGCAAGUGUGUCUUCCGGGACGACGCGCGGUGCUCCGGGGUCAACGUGGCGCGCAUCGCCGCGCUCGGCCUGCCCACCAACCUCACGCUCAUCCAGCUCUUCCAAAUGGGCCGCGGUGCUUUGCAGAAUGACAGUUUCAGCGGCAUGACCGUCCUGCAGCGCCUGAUGCUGUCCGAAAGCCACAUUUCCGCCAUUGCCCCCGGCACCUUCAACGACCUGAUAAAUCUUAAAACCCUGAGGUUGUCGCGCAACAAGAUCACUCAUCUUCCACGCGCGCUAUUGGAUAAGAUGGUGCUCCUGGAACAGUUGUUUUUGGACCGCAAUGAACUAAAGGGCAUUGACCAAAACAUGUUUCAGAAACUGGUUAAUCUGCAGGAGCUCCUUUUGAACCAAAAUCAACUCACUUUCCUUCCUGCUAGCCUCUUCACAAAUCUGGGCAACCUGAAAUUAUUGGAUUUAUCGGGAAACAAUUUGACUCACCUGCCCAAGAGAUUGCUUGGGGCACAGGCUAAGCUUGAGAAACUUCUGCUCCACUCGAACCAGCUCGUCUCUCUGGAUUCGGGGUUGUUGAAUAGCCUGCGCGCCCUGAUGAAGCUGCAGCUCCACAGAAAUCACAUCCGUUCAAUCGCACCUGGUGCCUUCGACCGGCUCCCAAACCUGAGCUAUUUGACUCUUUCCAGAAACCACCUCGAGUUCCUGCCCUCUGCUCUCUUUCUUCAUUCGCACAAUUUGACUGUAUUGACCCUGUUCGAGAACCCUCUGGAAGAGCUCCCGGAGGUGCUCUUCGGGGAGAUGGCCGGCCUGCAGGAGCUGUGGCUGAACGGCACCCGGCUGCGCACCCUGCCCGCCGCCGCCUUCCGCAACCUGAGCCGCCUGCAGGUGUUAGGAGUGACUCUGAGCCCGCGUCUGAGCGCGCUCCCGGAGGGCGCCUUCCGGGGCCUCGGCGAGCUCCGGGUGCUCGCCCUGCGCUCCAACAGCCUGGCCUCGCUCCCCGACGGCUUGCUGCGCGGCCUCCGCAGGCUGCGCCGAGUGUCGCUGCGCCACAACCGGCUGCGGGCCCUGCCCCGCGCGCUCUUCCGCGACCUCAGCAGCCUAGAGGAGGUCCAGCUCGACCACAACCAGUUGGAGACCCUGCCUGGCGGCGUAUUUGAGGCUCUGCCGCGGCUGGCGGAGGUCCUGCUGGGGCACAAUCCUUGGCGCUGCGAUUGCGGCCUGCGGCCCUUCCUGGCAUGGCUGCGGCAGCACCCGGGCCUCGUGGGCCGAGCGGAGCCCCCACAGUGUCGCGGCCCGGGGCAGCGCGCCGGCCUGCCGCUCUGGGCCCUGCUGGACGGUGACCUGGGGUGCCCGAGCACCCGGGGCCCGCCUCCCGACUCUCCCGCGGACAGCCCCCCCGAAGCCCCCACCCAGCCGGCCCUGCUCGCGGCCUCCGUCCGCCGUGCCUUGGUGCCUAGCAGCUCAGAACCCUGGGCGUGGGCCCAGCUGGUGGCGGAGGGCAAGCGUCAGGACUAUAGCCCGUUCUGGGGUCUUUAUUUUCUGCUUUUAGCCACUCAGGCCAUAAUAACCGGGAUCAUUGUGUUUGCUAUGAUUAAACUCGGCCGGCUCUUUCGAAAAUUAAUCAGAGAGCUCUUGUUUGAGUCAAUGGGAAAACCUUGCAAUUAAUUGAAACGUGACAAGUGUGUUGUCAGAUGUGGCUCUGGGGAGAAUCCAGAUGGGCUGGGCUGCUGCCAUUCCCCUCUCCUCUACCAUCCCAUCUCUGGGUCUUCCCCCUCCCAGUUCCCUCUCCUCGGAAGGAACCUUAACAUUUGUCAGUUGUGACUGCCGCUUUGCCCCCCGCCCCACAACUGUGUGCCCCUGGGGACACGGGUUGUGUUUGGCCCAUUCUGUGCCCACCGUGCCUGGUGGAGACAGGGGGCUCUUCAGUGUUUACUGAGGAAGGGUGCAAAUGAGCCAGCCAACUCCAGGCCAGGGCCUGUCUCCUGCACAUUGUAGGUGUCUGGUACAUGUUUGUGAGAUGAAUGAAUACAACGAACACGCUAUCUAAGCGAUGGUGGCUUUUCCUGGGGGAAAGGAUGG